GUAGACAAAACAAAACGCACUUCCAUUUCUCACUCACAUCCAUCUCGCCGUCUUUAAAUGCCCUGGUCGAUCGCGGCAAGCUGUUGUGGGAAGAAGAAACAAAAAAAAAAAAAUAUGGGGAUUCCAUCAGAGAUGAAGGAUUUCUGGGUGAACAGCCGGAGGAUGAAUUCGUUCCUGAUCGCUUCUCCAGCUGAAGAACGGAGGAUUCAAGCCGCUCGGAAUUGCACUCAAGAGGGUGUCCGUGCUGGAGCGAGGGCAGCUGCUAUCGCCUGCGUUGCCACCGCCGUGCCUACGUUGGUCGUUUGUCGAGUGGCUCCUUGGGCAAAGGCGAACCUCAAUUAUACUGCACAGGCACUCAUCAUAUCAGCAGCUUCAAUUGCUGCAUACUUCAUCACUGCUGAUAAAACAAUCCUAGAGUGUGCAAGGAGAAAUACACAUUACGACAAAACAACCUGAGAGCAAGACAACUCAAGAGGUGAUGAUUUGUUAGCCCCUGGUGCUAGCGUUGGACAAAAGACGGUGCAACUUGUUCUUUGUAAGCUCAGGAGUGUCUCUUGUACAUACUGGGAGUGUUUUCUUUUGGCCAGACUGAAAUAACAUAUCGCAGCUGCACUUACGAGGGAAAGAAGCAUUUUUUGGGUGAUUGAUGCGCAGUGAAAUUCUGUGCGAAGUUGAUUUUGCACUCCAAAAAGCUCAUUUUUACACAUGGAAGUUAUUCUCACUCUCUCUC
Rhodamnia argentea is the source of this 730-nucleotide messenger RNA. RefSeq names its product early nodulin-93-like. The transcript is spliced from 4 exons. NCBI's taxonomy places the organism in Eukaryota, Viridiplantae, Streptophyta, Magnoliopsida, Myrtales, Myrtaceae. Bases 58 to 456 code for a protein of 132 amino acids. The record is from RefSeq and is a predicted model, not a curated record.